AUGUCACCGACUUCAGCGGGUGGAAUACUCUCAUGGAAAGACUGGUGGUCAUCAUCCUGUAAAUUUUUAUUCAUCAUCUUUAUACUCUUCAUAUCAAUAACGGAUGUAUGUUGUGAAUUAAAUAAGAAUUAUCAUAUAAAUCAAUUGUGUAAAAAUACAUUUCUAAGGCAACUCUAUAGGAAAGUAGAUGGUGCAACACUGAUGAGCCAGAAUGAGCGCAAUCUCGACUGCGAAAUCACGUUUCAAACUCAUUCGAUAUUGCAAAGAUUUAUGUUAAGAUUUGACACGCUUUCAUUAGACUGUAAUGAUCAUCUCUUUGUGUACGAUGGUGGCCAUGCCGCUGGACACCCUAAGAUUGACAUCUCUUGUCGAAAUACAAAGCAAUCGGUGGGCGUAUUGUUCACAAACACAAAUCAUAUCACACUUAAGUAUGUUACGGACAAUUGGGGAACUGACUCGAAUGGCUUCAAACUUGUGAUUACAGCCAUAAAAGAUCCUAAACAUGCUUGUAGAGACUUUAGAUGCCAUGCGAAAGAAUUUUGCAUUCAUCCUGAUUUAUUAUGUGAUGGCGUCAAUCACUGUUCGGAUGCUUCUGAUGAGUCCACGGCGGCAAAUUGUCAAAAUUCAGCUGAGGGUCAAAUUUUUGGUGUUGGUCUCACCUGGAUAGUGCUGAUAUCAGUGUGUAGCAUGCUUUUAAUUUUCGCAUGCUUAGUAGGAGUCACAAUAUGUAUUUGUCGUCGUAAUCCAAAUAAUAAUGGUAAUAAUGGAAAUAUUCAGAAUAAUAACGGAAACUUUAAUCAAGUUCCACUCUAUCAAACUAACAUUCAUGCAACAAAUGGCUCAAAACAUUCGACAUUGCCACGUGAUCAAACAACACGACUGCCCGGUGAAAAUGGUAAUGGAAUGAACGGAAGUCACACAAUACCAAGAAAUUUCAAUAUGUGCUUCGAGACGACACAAAUUGAUGGUGCGAGUGUUAAUCUUAAAUCGCUUAUGGGACAAGAUCUUUUAUCAUCAACACAGAAUAAUCAAACAACCAAAGAUGAGUGGUUUGUGUAA
This is a messenger RNA of Chironomus riparius, 1059 nucleotides long. NCBI's taxonomy places the organism in Eukaryota, Metazoa, Arthropoda, Insecta, Diptera, Chironomidae. The record is from the annotation of a GenBank genome assembly.